Molecule: messenger RNA, 831 nt
Organism: Emiliania huxleyi CCMP1516
Lineage: Eukaryota; Haptophyta; Isochrysidales; Noelaerhabdaceae
Exons: 1
Coding region: 1-831 (276 amino acids)
Biological process (GO): protein peptidyl-prolyl isomerization
Molecular function (GO): peptidyl-prolyl cis-trans isomerase activity
Source: RefSeq, a predicted model, not a curated record
AUGCGCAUCUCGCCGGACGCCACCCGGCGUGCGAUCCUCCUUCCGUUUGCGGCUGCUCUCAUCUCCACCAGCGUGCCCGGCGCGGCGCUCGCGGGAGAGCGAGGCACUGCUCAGACGGUCGGCUUGGACACCGGCUCUCUCAUCAUCGACCCGAGGGCGCUCAAUGCCGAGCGUGGCCUGAUCUGGGGCGGCCGCGAGCGCUGCGACCCAACGGACGUAGCAUGCACACAGGGCGGCGAGCUCAUCACCGCUGCUGGCGAGCUGCCACCGCCGAAGCGACCAGUCGGGUAUGAGGUGACGGACCGACUGAAGAUGUCCUUCGUCGUCGCCGGCGAGCCGGCAGGCGACGUCGUCGUCGCUCUGUGGCGGCCCGCUGCUCCGACCGCCACGGACGCCUUUGUGCGGCUCGGCCGCGGGAUGCUUACGACCGGCGAAAACGAGGAGCCGGCCUCGCUCGAGCGGAGCACAGCGGUGCGGAUCCUACGCAACGAGGCAGUUGUGCUCGGCGCGCUGCGCAAGCCCGGCGGCUCGACGCUGCUCGUCGCGGGACAGACGCGCCCUCAGCGCGUGCCGGUGGCGCCGCCAAAGUACGACGACGACAACAACCUCUCGCACGACGCGGCGGGCUGGCUGUCGGUGAGACGCGGCGGAGGUAGCUUCGAGUUUGUGCUCACGCCGCGCGCCAACCCGGCCCUCGACCGCGAGUGGCUCAUCAUCGGGCAGGUUGAGGAGGGCAUGGGCCUCGUGGAGCGUCUGAACACGCUGCCAACCAACAACUACGACAGGGCUCCGCUCGCCACGGUGCAGUUGAGGUCAGUGACCGUGCUUUGA